GAAAAGCCCGACCUCACCAAGAUCGCCCUGAUGCUCGUCAUCCUCUACAUCUCGCUCAAACUCGUCAACAUGCUGGUCCAGAGUGUGCUCUUCUGGGUGCGACUGGCUUUCCGCAUCACCUUCUGGGGCGGCCUUGUCGUUCUGGCCUUCUGGCUCUCGCAAAGAGGUGUCGACGGCGCAGCUGAGGAUGUGAGCUAUUGGAUCAGGCUUUGGAAAGGCGAACUGGAACACUACAAGAGCCAGGCAGAGCAGAUUGCAUAUCAACACAGCCAUGGCUAUGGU
Molecule: messenger RNA, 282 nt
Organism: Aureobasidium melanogenum CBS 110374
Lineage: Eukaryota; Fungi; Ascomycota; Dothideomycetes; Dothideales; Saccotheciaceae
Exons: 1
Source: RefSeq, a predicted model, not a curated record